AACAGUAAUAGAACAAAACUGGGUGAAAACAGACAGACAGAUGUAGGAAGGCCCGGCUCGCAAGCUUACACUCUAUAGGGAAAUAGGCAUUGAUACACAAGGAUAGAUGCUACCUAUUACAUAAUGGUCCACCAGAUUGAUAGGUUCUUGAUGGGUUGUAUGAUAUGAUCACCCAGUAAUGUUGGCAAAGGGUCAGGAGGGGGAUGUAAUUAAAUAGGGAAAACUUGAAGGUUAUGUGGGUGGGUCUGGAAUUUGAUAGGCUUGUUUGAAGAGGUGAGUUUUCAGGGAACAUUUAAAAGUUUGGAGACUAGAGGUGAGUCUUAUUGGGACAUAGAUAAGAGAUCCUGCUGUAAUUGUGCUGUGUCCAUAAUGGCACUAAAUAUAGCAGGGACCCUUCUUCUGGCUACUGGGGUCACUCUCCUGAUUUACCUUGUAAAAUGGUGGAGUAAGAUAUCACAGAAGAACCAGCCCCCGGGGCCCACACCUCUGCCCCUGCUGGGGAAUAUCAUGCAUGUCAGCACCACAGAAUUCCCACAGUCUUUGGUUAAGCUGAGUGAGAAGUACGGACCUGUAUACAACCUCUACAUCGGCAACAAUCCUGUAGUCAUGCUGAUUGGCUACGAUGCUGUGAAGGAGGCGCUUGUUGACCGCAGCGAUGCGUUUAGUGACAGAGGGGAAAUGGAAUGUACAGAGCCGUUGUUUAAGGAUUAUGGGGUCAUCAUGAGCAAUGGGGAAAGGUGGAAGACAAUGCGUCGCUUCUCUCUCAUGACUAUGAGGAAUUUUGGAAUGGGAAAGAGAAGCAUUGAGGAAAGGAUCCAGGAGGAGGCCCAGUGUCUUGCGGAGACAUUCAUGAAGAAUAAAGGAACUCCAUUUGCUCCAGCAUAUAUAACAAGACAGGCUGUAUCCAAUGUUAUUUGCUCCGUUGUAUUUGGCAAGAGAUUUGACUAUGAGGACAAGAAAUUCAUAACCCUCCUGUCAUACGUUAUAGAUGUUUUCCAUCUAGUAAACACUGCCUCGGGUCAGCUUCUUAAUUUCAUGCCAACCUUGAUGAAAUAUGUCCCAGGCCCUCACCAGAAACUUUUCUCAACUUUCACAAAACUGAAGGAAUUUAUAAAGGACAUGGUGAGGUCUCAUAAAAACACAUUGGAUAUGGACUGCCCACGAGACUACAUAGACUGUUUCCUCAUAAGGAUGGAAGAGGAAAAAAAUAACCCAAACACAGAAUUUCAUGAUGAGAACUUACAGACGGCAGUAAUUGACCUGUUUUUUGCUGGGACCGAAACUACAAGUUUGACACUGAGAUAUGGAUUCUUGAUUCUGCUCAAAUUCCCUGAAAUACAAGAGAAGGUGCAUGAGGAAAUAGACAAUGUCAUAGGCAGAGAUCGCUUACCAUCAAUGGAGGACAGGAGUAAGAUGCCGUACACAGAUGCUGUUAUACAUGAGAUCCAGAGAUUUGCUGAUAUUGCCCCUACAGGACUGGCUCAUAGAACCAGUAAAGACACAACCUUCAGGGGAUAUCAUAUUCCAAAGGGAACAAUGGUGUUUCCAGUCCUUACCUCUGUCCUGAAAGACCCCAAACAGUUCAAAAACCCAAAGAAGUGUGAUCCUGGACACUUUCUUGAUGAGAAUGGUGGCUUUAAGAAGAAUGAUGCAUUCAUGCCAUUUUCUGCAGGAAAACGCAUGUGUAUGGGGGAGGGUCUGGCUCGGAUGGAACUCUUCCUCUUCUUCACCACUAUACUGCAAAAGUUUACAUUGAAGACCACAGUGGACAUUAAUAACAUAAGCAUAACACCAGAACCAAAGUCCAAUGCUUCUCGACCUAUGCCCUAUGAGAUGUUUGUUGUCCCUCGCUGAACAAGUGUUUACUGUAUAUUACACCCAGUGACACAAAGGGUAUAAACAGCACACCACAACCAAAUAGCAAUGACUGUACUUUAAGAAUACUGAUGUUCUUAACACUAUAACAACAAAAUGUAUUUUCUGUUCCAAUAUUUCAUGAGCAUAUUACUUCAAAAGCUGAAUAACUUGAAAAAAAAAAAAUACAAUACAAUUAGAUUAUUGUGAUGUUUUGUUUUCUAAAACAUGUUACACUUAAUAUAUUUCGGACAACUUGGCCUUUCAAGUUGGUAUACUGUAUAUAUCUUCUUUGCUCUCACUGUUCUAUUGCUUUCUGUAUAUGUGCAUCUCCUGUACUAUGUGUUUAAAAGUAAUUUUUGCUUUAUGAUCCCUGGGAAAAUAUUGUGUACACUUUAGUGAAAUUAUAUCUUUGUUAUAAAAAAGAAGAUUGCAUUUAGCCUAAAAUACAGAUGUCAAUGGUUGAAAGCUGUUGCCGUGUAAUCUACCUUUGAUAUAUAUACAGUUGCUUAGGCUACAAUCACAAAUCUUGUAAUGGGACUUUUAUAAAAAGUGGUGUUUAUGUAUAUUGUGACUGAUUAGGUUUGAUUGGCUUCUAUAGGGGGGUACUCACGGAGCGAUAUUCUAAGCAAUCUGACUAGAUUGCUUAGAUUUUAAGCACGAUCGCUCCGUGUGUAGCCCACUCAGCGAUAGCGAUGCGCAGCCCCGUGCAUCGCUAUCGCUGCUGCUAGAUUGGCCUGCAUGCAGGCCAAUCUAGCGUGUCGCUCACUUCACCCGCUGGGUGAAGUGAGCGGCCCCCCCGUCUCCCCCCGCACGCUCAGCACAGAUCGCGCUGUGCUGAGCGCCGGGAGAGAUGUGUGCUGAGCGGUUCGCUCAGCACACAUCUCUCUGACAUCGGCUGGUGAGUACUGGCCUUAUGGGUCACAUUUAGAGAUGAGCAGUUCAGUUUUUGCAGAAAAAGAAUGCACCUGAACUUCAGGGUUUUGAGCUAAGACGAGAACUGGAUCGGGUCCUCUCACCUAGUUCUGAUAUCGGCUUUCAAAAAUGGAUCUUGCAUGUUUUGGAUUGCUUCUAAGUCCCUCUGUCAUAAUUUCAGGUGUCAAAAUUGGUCAAAUGAUGAUUAAAAUACUUCAGGUCCAAAUUA
This is a messenger RNA of Pseudophryne corroboree (corroboree frog), 2998 nucleotides long. Its product is annotated as cytochrome P450 2C23-like. The transcript is spliced from 9 exons. Gene Ontology annotation, molecular function: arachidonate epoxygenase activity; heme binding; iron ion binding. Bases 370 to 1854 code for a protein of 494 amino acids. NCBI's taxonomy places the organism in Eukaryota, Metazoa, Chordata, Amphibia, Anura, Myobatrachidae. The record is from RefSeq and is a predicted model, not a curated record. Gene Ontology annotation, cellular component: cytoplasm; intracellular membrane-bounded organelle. Gene Ontology annotation, biological process: epoxygenase P450 pathway; xenobiotic metabolic process.